Paramecium octaurelia is the source of this 1319-nucleotide messenger RNA. Lineage: Eukaryota; Ciliophora; Oligohymenophorea; Peniculida; Parameciidae. The record is from the annotation of a GenBank genome assembly.
AUGGGAGAUAAAUCGUCGUCAUUCAUUACGCUUUUGAUCACUGCCAUGAUUCUCUCUGGGGCAGCAAACACAAUAGGUAUUAGCUUGAAGAUAUCUCAUUAAUAGUCUAUAAAUUGUAAAAUACAAGCAAGGUUACUGUUGAUGGAUGGGAAGCAACGAAUUUCAAUCAUCCUUUUAUGCAAGCAGUCACAAUGUUUUUAGGGGAGUCUUUGUGCAUUUUACUAUUUCUAAAUGUUAAGAAGUAGCCAGAUUAUAAAUAAGGAUGUAUUGAAGCAGCAGCAAAAGGGUAUAUAUAGAAUUUUGAUAUAGGAUAGAUUAAAAACAAAAGUCAACUACGGUUGGGUGGCAAUUCCAGCAAUGUGUGAUUUAACUGCAUCAACAUUAGCUUAUAUUUCCUUAAAUUACAUUCCCCCUUCAAUUUAUCAAAUGUUAAGAGGAGGAGCAAUCAUCUCAACAGCAAUUAUGUCUACAUGCUUCUUAAAGAGACACAUUAAAAGAUAAUAAUGGUUUGGAUGCGGUUUCGUCUUGGUUGGUAUAACAUUAGUAGGAAUGAGUUCAUUUUUCUUCCCUCCAAAAAAAGAUAAUGAUGAUGAUUCAGAUACAAGUUCUGAUGUUGGAGCUGCUUACUUCAUAUCAGUUGGAUUAUUGUUACUAUCUGUUGUGAUGAAUGGACUUUAGUUUGUAUCUGAAGAGAAGUUAUUUGAUGUUUACUAUUUACAUCCUUUUGAAAUCGUUGGUAUUGAAGGAUUGUGGGGUUUUUCAGUCUAUGUGGUUUUGGCAAUAGCAUUGACUUUUAUCUAAUGUCCCUCCUCCAUGAAUAACAGCUGCAUAUAAAAACGAAUGACAGACAUGUUUUAUUUUGAAAGAGCGGAUUUGUAUUUCUUGCAAAUCUUUGCCAAUGGCUUAUUACUCUUCUGGGUUAUUCUAGGUAUAUUUACAAUUGCAACAUUCAAUAUCUGUGGUGUCUCAGUUACUAAAUAUGUAUCCUCCUUGGCCAGGUAAUCAUAUCUUUUUAUGAAUUAGAUCUCUUGUUGAUGUUUCAAGAACAUUAAUUAUAUGGGCAGUUUCAUUGGCUAUCACUUGGAUCGAUCCCGAGGCAAAAUGGGAAAAUACAAGAUGGGAGGCCAUUGUUUUAGAGUUGAUUGGAUUCUUUGUUUUGGUUACAGGAAAUCUAAUCUAUAAUGGAACCAUCAAGUUGAAAUUUCUUGAUGAAGGUUCUCAAGGUACAAUAUUUUAUAAUCCAAAUAGUCGAUCCAUUAAAUGAUGCAGCUUAACAAUUUUUGGAUAAUAAAACUGGUUAAUCGUUAUAGCCUUAAUGA